Enterobius vermicularis (human pinworm) is the source of this 1302-nucleotide messenger RNA. The record is from the annotation of a GenBank genome assembly. NCBI's taxonomy places the organism in Eukaryota, Metazoa, Nematoda, Chromadorea, Rhabditida, Oxyuridae.
AUGGGAAGUAUGCAAGAUUUAAAAGAAAUCUUGUCUCGAUUCGAUCCCAAUAUCGACACGGGUCUGAUCUUUGAAAUCAAGAAACGGUCUCAUACGCUAUGUGCACGAUUUCUUGGUGGUGCAUGGCGCAAAGUUGGUGUAGAGGACUUUUUACUUCAACGAAUGAGAGGUGGUAUGAGUAACAUGUUGUUUCUGUGUUCGCUUCCGGAUGGUUAUUCUCCGUUACAUGGCGAACCAAAAAAAGUUCUGAUGAGGAUAUAUUUCAAUCCAGUCAGCGAUGCAAAUCUUGUUGCUGAAUCUGUAAUUUUUACACUGUUAUCUGAGAGACGUCUUGGACCGAAACUGUAUGGUAUUUUUAAUGGUGGAAGAUUGGAAGAGUAUAUCCCACCUUACCAGAAGUGUGAAAAAGUGAAAUACAUUUGCGAUCCAAAGUCAAGGCCACUGUCAUGCGACGAAAUAUCACUCCCAUUAUUUUACAAAAAAAUUGCCAAACGAAUCGCACAAAUACAUCAACUUGAGGUACCAAUAUGGAAAGAACCUGUGUAUCUUUGUGAUGCCAUCAAAAGGUUACUUUCAAACUUUGAUUUUCACUUCAUAUGGUGGCUUAACCAACUUAUAGAAAUCUCGGACGAGGCACGUUCAUAUGAUCUUCCAGCCAAAUAUGCUGAUUGUGCACCAUGUUCUAUAAAUUUUAAACGUCUUCUUGAUGAACUUCAUUUUUUGAGACGAUGUUUAAGGAAGUCAAAAAGUGCUGUCGUGUUCUGUCAUAACGAUAUGCAAGAAGGGAAUAUUCUGUUACCAAGGGCCGGUUCUGGAAAUGUACGGUUGAUGUCUGUAACCGAAGAAACAUUAGGCGAUCAUCAGAUGCUUUCACCCAGCAAUGUAAUGACCCCUCAUCUGGUGCUGAUAGAUUUUGAAUAUGCCAGUUAUAAUUAUCGUGGAUUUGAUUUUGCUAACCAUUUUGUGGAAUGUACAAUCGAUUAUGAUGUCAAUCAGUCACCAUAUUUUCAAAUUUACGAGAGCCGUUUUCCGUCUGAAACACAUCAAUUAGAAUUUUUCAAAUCUUACAUCAGUGAAUUUGAUGACUUGUCGUUAGUGGAAGAAUUGGAUACUCAAGCUGAACAAAUGAUAAAGGAAACAGCUCCGUUUAUACCAGUUUCGCAUCUUUUUUGGGGUAUAUGGAGUUUGUUGCAAAUUGAGGUAUCACCAGUAAAGUUUGGUUUUGUGGAAUAUGGGGUCGAAAGGCUUGGACUUUACUAUAAGUAUAAAUCAUUGUUGGAAAAUCUGUUGAAUAGUAAUUAA